This is a messenger RNA of Meloidogyne enterolobii, 2260 nucleotides long. Lineage: Eukaryota; Metazoa; Nematoda; Chromadorea; Rhabditida; Meloidogynidae. The record is from the annotation of a GenBank genome assembly.
AUAUAUGUGUUUUGUUGUUUUCUUUGUUUUGUUUUGUUGUUUUGUUUUGUUGUUGUGUUUUGUUGUUGUUUUUGUGUUUUGUUUUGUUGUUGUGUUUUGUUGUUGUGUUUUGUUGUUGUGUUUUUCUGAUUGUUUUGUGUUUUAUUAUUUUAUUCUUGUUUUUGUUGUUCGUUUUGUUUUUGUGUUUUGUUGUGUUUUGUUUUCUUAUUUUGUUUUUGAUGUUAUUGUUUUGUGUUUGUUGUGUUUCAUUUUGUUUUUGUGUUUUUGUUGUUUUUGUGUUUUUCUGAUUUGUUUUGUGUUUUAUUGUUUUAUUCUGUUUUUGUUGUUGUGUUUUGUUGUGUUUUCUUUUUGUUGUUGUUGUGUUUUUCUGAGUUUUUCUGAUUUGUUUUGUAUUUUAUUAUUUUAUUCUGUUUUUGUUGUUCGUUUUGUUUUUACAAUAACUUUAACUGCCGGUUUAAUUCAAUUUGCAAUGGCUAUACUUCGAGUAGAAUUUCUUGCUUCAUAUUUAUCAGAUCAAUUAGUUAAUGGAUUUUGUACAGGCGCUGCAGUCCAUGUAGUUGGUGUUCAAUUAGGCAAAUUACUUCAAUUAAAUUUGGGGCAAGUUGGAGGGCCUGGAUAUUUGUAUAUUAUAUUUCUCAAUCUCAUUCAAAAAUUGCCUGAAGUCAAUUUAAUUGUUUUAUUCCUAUCAAUAUUUGGUUUUGCAUUUCUUUAUUUGGGAAAAGACGUUUUUAGCCCAAAAUUUGGAUAUCUAAUACCCUUUGUUAUUCCUUUUGAACUUUUGCUUGUAAUACUAGCUACAGCUGUUUCUUCUUUUGCCAAUUUACGAGACAAUUUUAAUGUGACCGUUUUGAAUUUUGUUCCAACUGGUUUACCAGAAGCUCGUCUCCCUCGACUAGAUUUAUUACCUUAUGUUUUUGGCGAUGCUUUAGAAAUUGCUUUUGUUUCAGUUGCUUUACAUUUAUCCAUGUGUAAAGUUUUUAAUAGAAGAAUGGGUACAAAAACUGAUAAUAAUGUGGAAUUAUAUGCCUUGGGACUCGUAGAUUCACUUUCAUCAUUUUUUACCGCCUAUCCAGUAACAAGCGUUUUAGGGCGUUCUAUGCUUAAUGUUGAAUGUGGAGCUAAAACACAAUUUUCUGGAUUAAUUACUGGCCUUCUCUUACUUGUAGUAAUUCUUUGGUUAGGCCCAAUACUUUCUUCUUUACCUGUUUGCAUUUUGGCAGUAAUAAUUAUUUUUUCAAUGAAAUGUGCUUUUGAAAAAAUUCCUAGAGAAUUUUUGCAUUUAUGGAGGGUCUCUAAAAUCGAUUUUCUAAUUUGGAUUGUAACAAUAUUUGCCACAAUACUUCUCAAUGUUAUGCAAGGCCUAGCUUUAGCCGUUACCUUUGCUUUAUUAACAACAAUAUUUAGAAUUCAAUGGCCUCGAUGGCAUUUACUUUCUAAUUUAACUGGGACAGAAAAUUAUAGAGAUUCUGGUAGAUAUAAAAGGUUUACACCUUUUGGACAUGGAAUUAAAAUUUUUAGAUUUGAUGCUCCUUUGCUUUUUACAAAUGUUGACCAUUUUGCCAAAUCGGCAAUAACAGCAAUUCUUACAGAAUCUCCUUCAAUUCCCAGCAAUAAUAAUAAUAUUACUAUUAAUGGUUCAAGUCGUGAUAAAAAUUUAUUUAAAAUUAAUGGAACUCGUAAAAGUGAUAAAAUAAAGAAAUUCGAUUUGAAUACACACUCCUUGUUGGAAAGAAGAAUAAAAUCAAGUGGUGUUAAAAGCCUUAUAGUUGACUGUACAGGAUUUACUUUUGUAGAUUAUACAAGUAUUAAUGCUUUAGCUGAUUUAUUUCAUCAACUUUGUGAAUUAAAUAUUAAUGUACUCUUUGCUGGUGCAAAGGCUCCAGUUCGCGAUAUGUUGGAAUCCUGUAAUUUUUUCAAUUCUGUUCCAAAAGAGCAAUUUUACCCAACAAUACAUGAUGCUGUUUUGGCAGCUUCUAAUAAAAAAAAAUGGCAAAAAAGACGAAGAGGUUUUCACUCAGAAUUAUCACUGAAAAAAAUAUCUGGAGGGGGAGGAAUUCAAGACGAUACAAAUUCUUUGUGUGUAGGAGCAAAUGAACUUCAUCAAUGGUCAUUUAAACAAUCUACAGAUACACACAUAAUUAUUAAAGAAGAGGAGGAAGAGGAAGAAUUGAAGGAAGAGGAAAGGAAAGAAAAUUUAUUUGUUGUUGAGUUUGGAUUGGGAACUUUGGAAAAUUUAAAUAAUAGUGAAGAAAAUAAAUAA